AUGAUCAGCAGGCAGCUCGUGCUGACCUACCUCUACCUGCUGAUCUACAUCUGCCUCUCGUCGGGCGUCAUCCUGUUCAACAAAUGGGUCCUUUCUCCUAAGUACUUCAAAUUCCCUUACCCUAUCACGCUUACAAUGAUUCACAUGGCAUUUUCUGGAAUCGUGACAUUCUUCCUUGUCCGAGUUUUUAAGGUUGUUGCACCUGUCAAGAUGACUUUCCAUAUAUAUGCCACAUGUGUAAUUCCAAUUAGUGCCUUCUUCGCUUCAAGUCUGUGGUUUGGCAACACGGCGUACUUGUAUAUUUCCGUGGCUUUCAUUCAGAUGCUCAAGGCCUUGAUGCCUGUAGCAACAUUUAUAAUGGCUGUUUUAUGUGGUACUGACAAAUUAAGAUGGGAUCUCUUCUUGAACAUGGUAUUGGUCAGUGUUGGUGUUGUAGUUUCAUCUUAUGGUGAGAUCCACUUUAAUGUGAUUGGAACGUUAUACCAAGUAACUGGUAUCUUUGCGGAAGCCCUCAGGCUGGUCCUAACUCAGGUCCUUCUCCAAAAGAAGGGCUUGACCCUGAAUCCUAUUACAAGCUUGUAUUACAUAGCCCCUUGCAGUUUCAUCUUCCUGUUUAUUCCAUGGUAUUUGCUGGAAAAGCCAGAAAUGGACGUGUCUCAAAUUCAAUUCAACUAUUCAAUAUUUUUCCUGAAUGCACUUUCUGCAUUCGCAUUGAACAUAUCCAUAUUCUUAGUUAUUGGAAGAACUGGAGCUGUCACCAUUCGAGUUGCUGGUGUUCUGAAGGACUGGAUACUUAUUGCUCUCUCAACUAUUAUCUUCCCUGAAUCCGUUAUUACAAGUCUCAACAUAAUUGGAUACGCAGUUGCGCUCUCUGGUGUUGUCCUGUACAAUUAUUUGAAGAUGAAAGAUGUCAAAGCAAACCAGCUUCCAGCAGAUAAUAAUUCUGAUAGGGCUACAAAGGACAAGAAGUCUUUAAGUAUAUUCAGGCCUGACUAUUCCAUGGACAACAAUGAUGGGACUGUAGUAGGAGGCCUGGCAUCAGAAGCUGCAGCAGUUGAUGAGGAAGCCCCUUUGAUUCCUUCUGCACGCCUCUCCUAUGUUACACGGACCCAAACAGGCAGCUUCAUUAACAGAUAA
This is a messenger RNA of Miscanthus lutarioriparius, 1137 nucleotides long. Lineage: Eukaryota; Viridiplantae; Streptophyta; Magnoliopsida; Poales; Poaceae. The record is from the annotation of a GenBank genome assembly.